AUGCAGCAGCUGUGUCUACUGUCUGUGUUACUGAUAGCCCUGUGCUUCUUGCCAAGGCCAUACCUCCCCACGCCUUCCAGCCACCUUGCCCCGCAUGCUUAUACAGCUCCCGCCAGAAAGGCCGAGGACGCCUUGCACGGGUUCUUGCCGGAAGACGAAGCCCAAGCGUUGUGCGCCGAGCACGAUCUGGAGCCGUAUGGCGAGCGCAGCCAACGGCGCAAGGUCUACGACCUGAUCCCGAUCAGCACGGAGCUGGACUGGCUGGAGAUCCGAAUGCACGAGCUGGACAGCGAAGUAGACUACUUCGUGAUUGUGGAGUCAAGCGAGACAUUCACGGGGCAGGGCAAGCCGCUGCACUUCGCGGAGCACUUCGGCGACUUCUCGCGGUUCGCAGACAAGAUCCUGUACCGGGCAGUGGACCUGGGCCACCUGCGGGACAACAGUACCUGGGAGCGGGAGUCGUGGAUACGCAACGCGCUGCUCACGGAGGUGUUCCCGUCGUUGCUGGGGCGGGCUGCGCCGGCGCGCGACGACGUGCUGGUAGUGUCGGACACGGACGAGAUCCCCCGCGCGCGCACACUGGCACUGCUGCGCAACUGCGCCAUCCCCACGCGCGUCACUCUGCGCAGUCGUUUCUACUACUACUCCUUCCAGUGGCACCAUCUCGGCCGCGACUGGCACCACCCGCAGGCCACCGUCUACGCCGGCCCAGACCACACCAUCCUGCCCCAGGACCUGCGAAUGGGCAGCGCUGGCGCCCGCGACAUCUGGAACGCCAGCUGGCACUGCAGCUCCUGCUUCGCCUCCGUCGCCCAGCUGGUGCACAAGAUCCAGGCCUUCUCGCAUACCGAGUACAACCGCCCUGAGUUCGUCGACCCGCGCGAGAUCGUGCGCCGCGUGCGCAACGGGCUGGAUCUGUUCGAUCGCGACAGCGAGAAGUACGAGAAGGUGACGCCCGUAACCGAUGUGCCGGGCUAUUUGAAGGCCAAUGCAGACCGGUUUGCCUUCUUGCUCGACCGGGAUCCCGCGAGUGCGAACUUCGUGGACUAUUAG
This is a messenger RNA of Aspergillus homomorphus CBS 101889, 1053 nucleotides long. Its product is annotated as glycosyl transferase family 17 protein. Gene Ontology annotation, biological process: N-acetylglucosamine metabolic process; protein N-linked glycosylation. Lineage: Eukaryota; Fungi; Ascomycota; Eurotiomycetes; Eurotiales; Aspergillaceae. The coding region runs from base 1 to 1053 and encodes 350 amino acids. The transcript has a single exon. Gene Ontology annotation, molecular function: beta-1,4-mannosylglycoprotein 4-beta-N-acetylglucosaminyltransferase activity. The record is from RefSeq and is a predicted model, not a curated record. Gene Ontology annotation, cellular component: membrane.